Molecule: messenger RNA, 2163 nt
Organism: Dreissena polymorpha
Lineage: Eukaryota; Metazoa; Mollusca; Bivalvia; Myida; Dreissenidae
Product: UPF0390 protein zgc136864-like
Exons: 3
Coding region: 98-397 (99 amino acids)
Source: RefSeq, a predicted model, not a curated record
UAUUUUGAGUUACUCCCCCUGAUAAAAAUUGUUGACAGUCCUUUCAGACACAUUGUUGAUAUUUUUCUGGAUUCGUUUACAUGGUAGUUGACAUUCCAUGGCUCAAGGAAAUAAAAAGCUAAAUGCGCCAGGAAUCGCGUCAAAGAAAGAAAAGAAUAGAACGAAAAAGCAAAAUAUGAAAAAAGGAGGCAAAUACAUUGCACCAAAGAAACACAAGGUCAUGGAGCAAGCUAAACUGAAGAAGGCUUUGGACAAGGCAAUUAAAACAAACAUUGAGCAAGAGAUCACACAAAAGGUGAAGUCAGUAGAAGCAAAGGCCUUUAAAAUGGUUGCCAGUCCAUCAGGAGCUAGUUCUUCAAAGAAACCAAAUGAGCCAGCAAAAAUUAAAAUGAAAUAGAGUCGUGAUGUUUCAAUUCUUGUUCAUUUUGUGAUGGGACAAAGUAGGGAUGUGUCCAAAAAGUGGCUACAGUGAAAAUUUCAUGAUCACUAUAUUGUUGUUAUUAUUAUUGACAUCUGGAUAAUUAUUAAGCAUGUAUAUGUAACAGACUCAGUGGGGGAAUCCGAGAUAGGCAACAACUCACAUUUAUGAACAUGUUACUCACUGGACACUGUAUCGCUAUUGCGGAGGUGUUUGUGGUAGGUUAAAACUUGCAUGUUAUCAUAACACCAAAAGUAAAGCAUGCAGUAAUCUUUUAAAAAUGACAGAAACUUUUUUAGUACAUUGUACCUAGAUUUGAAAAAAUGCAAGAACAUGUAUAAUAAGAGCACUUAAAGUUACUGUUUUAAUGUGAUGCCUUUUCUUCCAUGAUGUAUGUUCUUUUUGAUUACCUAUGCUGAUUGCUGAGUGUAUAUAGCUUUACGAAAAAGAAUUCAUGUGAAAGGUUUAGUGCAUACUAUGGUGUGUGUACAAUUUAACAAGUAACAUAAUUGUUAAUACAUUUAUCUAACAUGCACAUUUUUUGUUAAAACUGUUAUUCUUCCCAAUAGGGAAAGUAACUUAGCCAAUUGUGGAAAAUUAGGACAAAAACCCUGAAAUUUUGAAAAUUUGCAUCCUUAAAUCUUCAGAUUUGAGAAUUAUUGGUUGUUUUAAUUGGAUUUUUCUUAAUUGCACAAACCCAUCUAAAUACUUCUGACAUGCCUUUUUAAUAUUCAAUUCCAGUUCUCAUUUUAUUUGUUCACUAAUACAUGUACAUAAUGUUCUUUUGAAACAAAAUGGACAACUUUCCUUCAGUUUUGGAAUUUUUGGACGGCAAUUGGGAAUUCUGUAUUUUUUCUUUGAUUGGGAAAAUUGUUUUUACAGAACCAGGGUACUUCAUAAAGAUGGAAAAAAUCGCUGUAGCUACACAAUUAAGUAUUAUGUAAAUGCACAUUUGAAAAAACAGGUAUUAUGAGUCGAGUACCCUUAGAAAUAAAGUAUAUAUACAUAGAUUUUCUAAUACAUGUAAAUAAUCCCUGUGUUAAAUUGAGAUAAUUUAUUAUGCCCCCCUUCCAAGAAGAGGGGGUAUAUUGUUUUGCACAUGUCCGUUCGUUGGUUGUCCGUCGGUCAGUCCGUCCACCAGAUGGUUUCUGGAUGAUAACUCAAGAACACUUAGGCCUAGGAUCAUGAAACUUCAUGGGUACAUUAAUAAAGACUGGCAGAUGACCCCUAUUGAUUUUCAGGUCACUAGGUCAAGGUCACAGUGACUCAAAAUAGUAAAAUGGUUUCCGGAUGAUAACUCAAGAAUGUUUACGGCUAGGAUCAUGAAACUUCAUAGGUACAUUGAUCAUGACUGGCAGAUGACCCCUAUUAAUUUUCAGGUCACUAGGUCAAAGGUCCAGUUCACAGUGACUCGAAACAGUAAAAUGGUUUCCUGAUGAUAACUCAAGAAUAAUUAGGCCUAGGAUCAUGAAACUUCAUGGGUACAUUAAUUAUGACUGGCAGAUGACCCCUAUUGAUUUUCAGGUCACUUGGGCAAAGGUCAAGGUCACAGUGACACACAAAAAAACACAACGUAUUCACACAAUGGCUGCCACUACAACUGACAGCCCAUAUGGGGGGCAUGCAUGUUUUACAAACAGCCCUUGUUACAUUUAUACCGAUAAGCCUUUGUGAUGCAAACAAUGGAGUGCUUGCAAUAUUUAUUUUGGGGAUUGCUGACAUGAAUAAUAAAUUAAGAAAUAAUU